Messenger RNA from Vespa velutina, 1872 nucleotides. RefSeq lists its product as uncharacterized. Lineage: Eukaryota; Metazoa; Arthropoda; Insecta; Hymenoptera; Vespidae. The coding region runs from base 1215 to 1757 and encodes 180 amino acids. The transcript has 5 exons. The record is from RefSeq and is a predicted model, not a curated record.
ACCGAGAAAAAAAGUCGGGAAAAAUUGGAAAAAGUAGAAAAGAAAAAAGUGUUUAACGAGAGUAACCUUUUGAUAUAAUUUUCAUUCGUUCGAAUAAAAUUAAAUUAUUCAUCGAUAAUAAGAGUUACCAACAUUGAUCUGUGUUCUUUAGAAACCGUAGUCUACUGGUUGUUCCGACAAACGAUCGAUUAAAAAAACAUCAAAAAAGAUUUCACUUUGAAAUAAUUCAUACCAUGGAUGCAUUUCUCAGCUCUCUUUUUGUCAAAUAUUCAAGAAAAACAGUUGUUUGAAUUCGAUUAAAAGAUAGCGUCGAUACUUAAACCAUACUUAAUCAUUUUUAUACACGUUUUUAAACUUUCAAAAAAAUUGUCAAUAAGAAAAAUAAAAAAAUAAUUUAAAAAACUAAUCGUUAUAGUUUCGAAUCGAAAUCAUUGAAUCGACGAUGAAUAAUUAAAAUCGAAACUACGUACUGUCUUUUCCGUGACAACUAUUCGUAAAAGAAAGGGAAAGAGAGAAGUGCUUUCUUUGGCUUUCACUGGAAACUUUUUGUCCGAGAAAGGAACUUUUCUCUCUCUCUUUCUUUCUCUCUCUCUCUCUCUCUUUCUUUCUUUCUUCCUUUCUCUUGUAUAUGUCGUCUCGAUCGAAGGAAAGCUUUUGCAGAAGAAAUUUCGUGAAAGGAAAGAAAAGAAGGAUGGUUUCGGUGUUUGAUGAAGCGAAAAGGGUAAAGAGAAAGAUAGAUCUAUAGAGAUAGAACAGAGAGAGAUAGAGAAAGAGAGAGAGAGAGAGAGAGAGAGAGAGAGAGAGAGAGAGAAGAUAAACCACACCGAAUGUUUCGAGGGCGGUGAACGAGAUCGAUUUGCGGUGAUCGACCGGACACCGAAAAUCGUGGCGCUUAGUUACGCCGAGGACUAAAGCGGAAUUAAGAAUUAACGUUAACCACGAAGCUACUAAUUGGGGACUGGUUUGGCACGAAGGGUGCCAAGAGAAAGGGUUGAAAGGCAGAGUAAAAGUAUCUCCUAACGAAGAAGGGUUCGUCCUUUAACCUUAGAAGAUCAACCGUCACAGAUAGAAGAUCAACUACAUAUAGAAAUUACUUGAUAUAUCGACAAAAAAAAAAUAGAAAAAAGAAAAAUAAUACCAAGUUAAUCUUUUAUAUGAAAUAAAAGAGAUUAUUGAAAGGGUGACCUUUCGAUUGCUUUGGUACAACGUGAAAAAUGGAACAUUCGAAAACGAGAUUCUUUUUAUUAUUAUUAAUACUAUGCGCCAUUGUUGUUGCGUAUAGUGAUCCGGAGAUUGUAAAAAGAACAACGAGGAUACUUGCUUUUCGAAAGGGCAGCACUUUUUUUUACAGAAUGAAUUAUAAGAUAACAUCAUUCCCGAAGAGAACAACAAUUUUCGCCCAGGCUGCUGGCUUCAAGGUCGCGUGGGAGUUACCCACAAGCAACUUCUUGGACAAUCGUGUCGGCAGAUCCCUUUCUGACGUCCACGAGUCCGCGAAGCUCGUUUACGAGAGUCAUGGUUUCAAUGGACACUCCUGUCUUUUGAAGAACAUCUGUCACAUUCUCGAGUACGUAAAAUGGAAGGAUGGCGUUAUGGCGAAGAUAUUGAAAUUAUUCGUUGGGCCAUACAUUAAUAACGACACGUCGACCGAUGCAUCGCCAGAUUUCUGUCGCGUUCACCUCGAAAAUUGUCCAUUAGAGUUUCAAGGGGUCAAUGCUUUUUCAGAGAGAACUUCCGAACCUUCAUCACGUAAUUGAAGAUGAAGAGAAUAUUACAUCUAAUUUUACUCAACGUUCUUAUUAAAAAAAUAGAUUUCGAUCUAUGAUUAUUUUUUGUUCAAUAUAAAAAUCUAGGCAUAAGUAGAUGAAGUUA